CAUUUUCAAAAAUAGUAUUUACUACAGUUAAAUAUUAUGACAAGUGUUAUCCCUGCAAGAAAUACAGAAGGGAUGUACAGUUUUGCUAGUCAGCCUAAGGUGGUUUCAAGGAAGAGAAUUUAUAGAGAUAAUAUAGAAGAUACAAACUAUAACUAUGGAAAUAUUAUGUACGAUAGGAGAGUAAUAAGAGGAAACACAUACGCUCUGCAUGUAUUGCCUGCACACGCUCAGCCUGACCCCAUUAAAAUCCAGAAGCAAAUCGAAAAGAAACGUGAUGCAGUCGCUCGCCGUCGUAUGCGUGACGAGCUCAGGCCGAAAUCCCCAAUACCUUUAGAUGGUAGACUUCAUCAACCAGUUCAAACAGAACUUUACUUGGAGGCUCUCACCGAGCAUAUUAUCGAAGCUGAUGAACAAUGUCAAACGGACGAUUUUCUUGACAGACCACCUACUCCACUUUAUGUACCGGCCAAAGUUGGUGUCGAUGUCAUGACUCAAAUAUAUGAAGGAGAUCUUUUUGACUUCGAUUUAGAAGUUACACCAAUAUUAGAAGUUUUAAUUGGUAAAACAAUUGAACAAGCUUUACUUGAAAUUAUGGAAGAAGAAGAAUUAGCUAGUAUACGUGCUCAACAAAAUGCUUUUGAAGAAAUACGUCAAGCUGAUCUUUUAGAAGUGGCUAGACUUUCCGAAAGUAAAAGACUUACAGAAGAAGAGAAAGAACGACGUAAAGCUCAAGUGCAGGCUGUAGUUGAACAAGAAAAAGAAUUAGCCACAAAAGUUACUGCACAAGCAUUUGCUAAAGCAUAUUUAGCUGAUUUACAAACGCAUACAUUUAAUAAUUUAGCUGAAGCAGGUUACUUUUAUGAUCCAGUUGAACGAGAUGUGGAAGAAGGAUUUUUGCCUUGGAUUAUGGAAGAAAUUGAUGAAGAACUUGCAUUAUUGAAUGAUGCCUCGUUAUUAUUAGAUGGAAUGAUUAGAGAAGUGGUUCAAGAAAGACAUCAUGAAUAUCGGCAGUUAGAAUUAAUGGCAGCUGAAAUGGCAUUGAUGCAAGAAGCAGGUGCUGCUUUAACAGAUAAAUCAGACCAAUUAGAACCAGGUAGUGACGAUCAAAAGACUGAAAAUAUCAACGAAUCUCCAUUGGAUAAAGAACUAGAAGAUGGCGAAGAUGAACAAACUGAAAGGGGUGACCGUGAUGACGAAAGUAAAAUAAAACCUGAAGGAGAGGAAGAUGACGAAGAAGGACAAACUGGAAAGGAUAACCCUGAUGAUGAAGGUCCAGCUAAACCGGGAGGAGAGGAAGACGAAUCAAACAGUGAGAUGAAGGAUCCGAUUGGUGAUGAGACAGAGGAAGAAUAAUUUUUUAUGUUAAUAGUUAAUAAUCAGAAAUGAUAUUGGAUUACAUGGAACACUUUUGAAAUCUAUGAAAUAUGACUACUUUUUUUUUUAUCCUACAAAAAUUUUAUGUACAAGAGUAUGAAAUAAUUUGACUGUUGAAUGAAAUAC
This is a messenger RNA of Schistosoma turkestanicum, 1500 nucleotides long. The record is from the annotation of a GenBank genome assembly. Lineage: Eukaryota; Metazoa; Platyhelminthes; Trematoda; Strigeidida; Schistosomatidae.